Molecule: messenger RNA, 1058 nt
Organism: Biomphalaria glabrata
Lineage: Eukaryota; Metazoa; Mollusca; Gastropoda; Planorbidae
Product: THO complex subunit 4-like
Exons: 6
Coding region: 125-871 (248 amino acids)
Biological process (GO): mRNA export from nucleus
Cellular component (GO): nucleus
Molecular function (GO): mRNA binding
Source: RefSeq, a predicted model, not a curated record
CGGAAAUCAUACCGCCAUUUACCCCACGCUCUUGUUUAUAUUCAUCUCAAUCUCACUUAACCUCUCUGUGAAUCUUGUUUAUAGGUAUAGAUCUAUUUUUCAUAACAAAUUCUAAAUAACAAAAAUGACAGAUAAACUUGAUAUGAGUCUAGAUGAUAUAAUAAAACAAAAUAAGUCUCAAAGAGGUAGGGGCGGCAGUCGAGGUGGUCAAAGAGGUGGUCGUGGUCGUGGACAACAGAAUCGUCGAGGCAGAGGAACCGGUGGCGGUGGCGUUUUUAGAGGCGGCGUUCAAAGAAAUCGUAAUUCUGGAGGAUUUAAUCAACGUUCACGAGAGGUCCCUGAUGUCUGGCAGCAUGAUUUGUAUGAUGGAAGCUCAGGUCAAUCUAGGCGUGGAGGUGGUGGUGGUGGACAACCUGGGGGCACUGGAAAACUUUUAGUUUCAAACCUUGACUUUGGAGUCAAUGAUUCAGACAUAAAGGAACUUUUUUGUGAAUUUGGUCAGUUGGUGAAAGCAGCAGUUCACUUUGACAGAUCUGGUAGAUCACUGGGCACGGCAGAAGUAAUUUAUCAGAGACGUACUGAUGCAGUGAAGGCAAUGAAACAGUACAAUAAUGUUCCACUUGAUGGGCGACCUAUGAAUAUUCAGUUGGUAGGUGGAUCUCCGCCAGUUGGAAAUGCUGGAUCUCGUCUAGGACCUAGCCCUCGAGGAAAUCGUCAAGGUGGCAGUGGUGGAGGAUUUCGAGGCAACAGAGGAGGUAGAGGUGGAAGAGGUCGAGGUGGUCGUGGAGGUAGAGAUAAAAAAGAAACACCCACUCUUGAAGAUUUAGAUGCUCAGCUGGAUGCUUAUAAUGCUAAAAUGGAUACCAGCUAGGUCAGUCUAAAAGAACAACCCAUUCUUGUAAUAUAAUGUUUAUUUCAUGGUAUUUUAUUAUGUAUUUUUCAUGCUGAGACAAAACAUAUUUUUACACCUGUUGUCAUCUCAUCAUUCUUGAUUUUAUCACAUCUCAGUUUUUAAUUGGAAGCAUUGUAAACAUGUAAUACAUUUUUGUUGAUACCAA